ACAUGGGGACCAUAGAACUUGGAUCCGCAUUACGGCUCAUCUGUCUGACGCUGCUUCUCUCUUCUCUCAGUAAUGCUCACAUCGAUCAUGUGUGCUCAACUUGGGGAGACUAUAACUGGAAGAACUUUGAUGGAGAAUUCUUCAGGCUGCCAUCCAGCUGUAACCAUGUGCUGGCCUCACAGUGCAAAGAACCAUAUGAGAGUUUCAACAUCCAAAUGAGACACACAACAAUCAACGGCAUCCCUACCAUCGGCAAAAUAAUCAUGAAGCUGGAUGGUGUUGUUGUGAAGAUGUGCAACAGUUCUGUGGAAGUUGAUGACCAAUCGGUGAAUCUGCCAUAUACCAGAUACGGUGUGAGUAUCACAAAGACCACUUCUGGUAUCUUUGUCAACUCCAAGAUGGGAAUCAAAGCUAUCUGGAACCUGGAGGACUCCCUGGACGGUCAGUGA
Molecule: messenger RNA, 449 nt
Organism: Notolabrus celidotus (New Zealand spotty)
Lineage: Eukaryota; Metazoa; Chordata; Actinopteri; Labriformes; Labridae
Product: mucin-5AC-like
Exons: 4
Coding region: 3-449 (148 amino acids)
Cellular component (GO): extracellular matrix
Source: RefSeq, a predicted model, not a curated record